Messenger RNA from Chrysochloris asiatica (Cape golden mole), 1302 nucleotides. RefSeq names its product acylglycerol kinase (gene AGK). Lineage: Eukaryota; Metazoa; Chordata; Mammalia; Afrosoricida; Chrysochloridae. Gene Ontology annotation, biological process: ceramide biosynthetic process; protein insertion into mitochondrial inner membrane. The record is from RefSeq and is a predicted model, not a curated record. The transcript has 15 exons. Gene Ontology annotation, molecular function: ATP-dependent diacylglycerol kinase activity; acylglycerol kinase activity; ceramide kinase activity. Gene Ontology annotation, cellular component: mitochondrion; TIM22 mitochondrial import inner membrane insertion complex. Bases 1 to 1302 code for a protein of 433 amino acids.
AUGCCAGCCUUCUUUAAAACACUUCGGAGUCACUGGAAGAAAACUACCGCCGGAGUCUGCCUGCUGACGUGGGGAGGUCACUGGCUCUAUGAGAAACACUGUGACAACCUGCUGAGGAGAGCGGCCUGUCAGGAAGCUCAGGAGUUUGGCAAUCAAGUCAUCCCUCCCAACGCCCAAGUGAAGAAGGCCACGGUCUUCCUCAACCCUGCGGCUUGCAAAGGAAAAGCCAGGACGUUGUUUGAGAAGAAUGCUGCCCCGAUAUUACACUUGUCAGGCAUGGACGUGACUGUCGUCAAGACGGACUAUGAGGGUCAGGCCAAGAAACUUCUGGAGCUGCUGGAGCACACGGAUGUGGUCAUCGUGGCUGGAGGGGACGGGACCCUGCAGGAGGUGAUUACUGGAGUUCUUCGAAGAGCGGAUGAGGCUGCCUUCAGUAAGAUCCCCAUUGGAUUCAUCCCGCUGGGCCAGAAGAGCAGCCUUAGCCAGACCCUCUUUACUAAAAGUGGAAACCAAGUCCAACACAUUACCAAUGCCGCCCUCGCCAUUGUGAAAGGAGAGACAGUCCCACUUGAUGUCUUGCAGAUCAAGGGUGACAAGGAACAGCCCGUGUUCGCCAUGACUGGCCUGCGAUGGGGGUCCUUCCGGGACGCCGGAGUCAAAGUCAGCAAAUACUGGUAUCUCGGGCCACUGAAGACCAAGGCUGCCCACUUUUUCAGCACGCUUCAGGAGUGGCCACAGACACACCAGGCCUCGAUUGUGUACACAGGACCCACACCGAGACCCCCCAGCAAGCCAGAAGGGGUGCCCCCACGACCCUCACUGUACCGGAGGAUUCUGCGGAGGCUGGCCUCCUACUGGGCACAGCCACAGGAUGCCCGCUCCAGAGAGACGUGCCCUGAGGUCUGGAAGGAAGUGCAGCUGUCCACCAUUGAACUAUCCAUCACGACCCGGAACCAGAGGCUCGACCUGGCGAGCACAGAGGACUUCAUGAACAUCUGCAUUGAGCCCGACAUGGUCAGCAAAGGAGACUUCAUCAGUAUCGGGAGCAAGAGGAUGCGAGAGCCCACCCUGUGCCCCGUGGGCACCCAGUACCUGCAGGCCAGCAAGUGCUCACUGCUGCUGCCCGAGGGUGUGGGCGGCUCCUUCAGCAUCGACAGUGAAGAGUACGAGGCGAUGCCCGUGGAGGUGACCCUGCUCCCCCGGAAGCUGCACUUCUUCUGUGACCCCAGCAGGCGGGAGCAGGUGCUGCGGGGGCCGGCCCAGGAGACGAAGGAGCCGGAAGAGCCUGGGGCAGCCUCAUAG